Messenger RNA from Xyrichtys novacula (pearly razorfish), 10413 nucleotides. The record is from the annotation of a GenBank genome assembly. Lineage: Eukaryota; Metazoa; Chordata; Actinopteri; Labriformes; Labridae.
UGAAUUUAGUCCAUAGGUUUUAUUAGAAUUGUGUUCAGACCAAAAAAGAUAAUUUUAAAUUUGUUUUAUCCAUCAAUUGUGGUAUCUAUGAGCUACAACAUGAGGUCAAAAACCUAACAUAAAAGUCCACCAUUUUAACUAAGAGGACUGAUAAAGUCAUAAUUGUAGUUCUGGGGUAAGUUGAGUCAGUGGCUCAACUGAGAAAGUAAAGGAGUCUGAUGAGAGGAUCAGAGUUUCAGUUCAGAUUGUUGAAAUGUUUUACUUUGUCUUUUCAUGAAAGAAAGGGAUAUAGCUCAACUUACCCCAUACACAGGGUAAGUUGACCACAGGAUGACACUUUCUUUGUCAUGUUAUAUUAUCAAGACAAUUAUGUUUACUGUGAAAUUGUUGGUUUGCAGGGAUGCACAACAUCUUAACUUAUAUACAGAUACACUAGUUAGAGACAAAACUAUGAUUGCCUUGAUGUAGUGAUCUGAAAUAUGAAAAAUGGCUCAUCUUACCCCACUCUCCCUAAAACAAUUUCUGUAAAAAAAAUAAACUCAAACUGAACAACCAUAUGAAGAACAAUUUUAUUCAAAGUUAAUAAUCUAACAAUUUAAACUAUCAAACAUCAGGGUUUAUAAACACAAAUAAAAAAUGAUCUUACAGGUAAGAUAAAACUGUGUCUAAAGUCCUGUGAGUUGCUGCUGGUUUCUGUUCUAAGCUGAGAUUUUCAAGGUUCUGCAGGUUUUCAUCAAACUGGAGACAGAAAUAAUUAAUGAAAAUCACACAGCUUGCAGCUAAAAUCAAGAUUGUUUUAACUGCUGAAAUAACGUUAGAAGAUUUUUAUUAACUUCACAGUUUCUCCUCUUAUAUGUCAGCAAACAAAGUCAGGGUGUGAGGUAAAAAGUUUAACGUCCUCCUCAGCUGGUCUCCAAUCAGUGUCAGGGUUUAGGAUCUAGGAGCAGCCAGAAACUGAUCCAUCGGGACAGGCUGCAUGGUGUGACAACCUCUCUGCCCUCGGAUUGGUGUAGACUUUGAGAGACUACGGCGCUCUGUCCCCCGUCUUACCAAUGAGGAUGUAGCUUUAUAGUACUUUCCCACCUCUCUUCAGUUUCAACCAAUCAGUGUACGGGAUUGGAGGAUCCACCCACUUCUGCCAUGAAGAGGUGAUCAGGAGCCAAAUGAUCGAUAGAUCAGCCACAUGGCCCUCCUGUGGUCAGUCCAGGUGUAACUGAGAGUCCGCGAAGACUUGCAGAUCCGGACCCGGUGUGAGCAGAGACAGUCGAGGUGAGACAGAGAGUCCACAAAGACCUGCAGAUCCGGACCCAGCGAGUUUGUGACCAUGGGCCCGCUCGUGUACCUGUCCGGUGCGCUGGUUCUGGUCCUGCUCUGGAUCAGAGCCAAAGGUCUAGACUACGUGCUGGUCCAUCAGAGGUGGAUCUUCGUCUGUCUCUUCCUGCUCCCCCUUUCCGUCCUAUUUGACGUCUAUUAUUACCUGCGCGCGUGGAUCAUCUUCAAGAUGUGUUCCGCGCCCAGACUGCACGACCAGCGCGUGCGCGACAUCCAGCGACAGGUGAGCCCCAACAUCACCUGUGUGCGUCCGCGUGAACACAAGCGCAUGUAAAAGUAUGUGUGUGCAAUGUUUGCGUUGCCUUUAAUGGGCACAGAUCACAGUAGAGACGACCAGAGACUUUCAAAAUAAAAGACUGUGAUUUUCAGCGUAAAGUGAGGGUGUUUUCUGUGACAGUGUAGUUAUGUGACAGUGUUUAAGUGUGACGGUGUAUCCUGUGACAGUGUAGUUGUGAGACUGUGUUUUCUCUGACAGUGUAGUUGUAUGUGACAGUGUUUUAGUGUGACAGUGUAUCCUGUGACAGUGUAGUUAUAUAUGACUUUGUUUUGUUGUGAAGGUGUAUCCUGUGACAGUGUAGCUAUGUGACAUGUUUUCUGUGACAGUUUAAAUGCCAAUGAGUUUAUGUGAGGAUGUUUCAGUGUGACACUGUAGUUUGGUGACAGUGUAGCCAUGACUAAAUUUUAGUGUGACAGACUGUGACAGUGUUUUCUAUGACAGUCUAUGUGAUGGUGUUUUUGUGUAAUGGUUUUGUAUUCGACAGUUGUUCUGCUACAGUGUAUUUACGUGAUGUUGUUUACAUAUAAGGGUGUUUUAAGUGUAUUUGUGAGACAUUUUGAUUUUGUGAGAGUGUUUUCUGUUAUGGUGUUUAAUACAGAGGUGUUUUAAUUCGACAUUGUUAGGUCCGGAGCCAGCAACAGUACUCAGGAUGAUUUUUGCUUUAUUUUUUUUUUUGCACAGUUUUCCAUUAUUUAAAUGGAACAACUGUUGUACACAAGCAGUGUACAGAAACAAUUCAGGCUGUGUGAUGGUAAACUAGCAGGACGAACACUGUGCUGAGAAGUUAUGAGUCUGUCCAUGUUAAAUGAUGUGAUCUUGUUCUCUAUGGAAGAUAGGACUAUGUGUGUGGUUUCCCUCUCAGCCAAUCAACCUGUAACUUCUUUGAAAAGAUAAAGGAAGUUAAUGCUGAAAAGGUGUCUGUGAUGUUGUAUUUAAAUCAGUGUUUUUCUGGGAAAGUUUAUAGUUUCUGUGAUGGUGUUUUCAUGUUACAGUGUUUCCAUGAUGGUAGAUUUGUGUAUUAUCUGAGAACUAGAUAAACUCCAGGAGGAAAACCUGAAUGAAAACCUGAGUUAUAAAAUUGAGUUGGAGUUGUUGUUUUGUUUGGUGUCUGUCUGUGCUUGUGUGUUUUUUAUGAAGUUCACCAGUUGAAGUUCAGAGGACAUUGUGAUAAAAGACUGUGAUUAUCAGUUAUUACAUAAGGGUUUGCACCUGUUCACCUCACUUCACUUCACUCAACUAGAUAUGAAAAAAAUCUUUCUCAUAAAUCAAACUGACAUUUUAUUCAAAAAUUAAAGUAAAUUAAGCAAAUAAAUGAAGCACAGGUAAAUAAAACACAGGUGAAAAAUACACAGGUACCUGAAAUACAGGUACACCUAUGAAACGGCACAGGGCCUCCAUGGUGUCCCCUGUCUUCAACACUCAGACAGAAUGAGAAAGGAAGCAGGUGGACACACAGGUGUGCCGUCUCUCCCUGGGGUUAUUGCUCACUGUGAGUUCUGUAUUCAGGUGCGUGAGUGGAGGAGGGACGGCUGUAAGACCUUCAUGUGUACAGGUCGACCUGGCUGGCUCACCGUGUCCCUCAGAGUGGGCAAGUACAAAAAAACCCACAAAAACAUCCUAAUCAACAUGAUGGACAUUCUGGAUGUGGACACACAACGACAGGUAGGACCGUCACACACCCCCGCACACACACAUAUACACAGUAUGGCCCCAGUUUUACAGAGGUACUGGAGACAAAGACAGGUUGAUAAUUGAAAAGAAAAAAAAACAAGGAUAAAAACCUUACUGCCAAUCAUAGAAGCCACUAUCUGAAGCAGGGAGGGAAACAGGCAGAUGAUCACAAUUAUACAUCCAGGGAUACGCCCUUUGAGCAACAUUUAAAGUCAUCUCAGAUUUCAAUCAAUUCUGACCACCAUUUGGAUCACUGUCAUUAUACAAGUACAGAAUAUUAUAUGUAUUUUUAGGUAUAUUUUCAGGUAUUAUUUAGGUAUUUGUUACUAUUUUCUGUUCUAUUUUACAUAAAAUGUUAGACCUUAACACACUGCCCCUGCCACUGAAAUAUAUUUUCAUUGGAAUUCAUCACAUGCAAUCAUUUGACUUUACCAAUUUGAGUUUCAUCUUAUUUUUAUUUUAGUUUUUUACUAUCUAUGUUUAGGUUGUAAUGGAAUGUCACUCAGGUGCAUGAUUGAAAAUAAUAUAGUACCGUAAUUUGCCAUUCUAAUACAGUAUUUGCCAUUGAAAAACGCUUUUUAUGUGGCAGGCUGGCUGUCAAUCAUCUGGUGUGAUCCGACACCCUCUCUGUGUUUUUAGGCGUUAAUAAUAAUAACUAAGUAAUUACAAAACUUGGAUCAGCUGUUUUUGUUGUUGUUUUGUUUUGUUUUGUUUUUUUUAAUUCAGCCUGUUUGUCUAUCUUUGCUGACCCUGGGCUUUUUUUCUGUAGGUGGUGAGAGUCGAGCCACUAGCAAACAUGGGUCAGGUGACAGCUCUCUUGAACUCUAUUGGCUGGACUCUUCCAGUGCUGCCUGAGUUGGAUGACCUCACAGUGGGUGAGUUUUACAGGAGACCAGGAUAGAUCAACCCAUCACUCAGUGUUAGAGAGGAGAUCCUCCAUCAGUCAGUGUUAGAGAGGAGAUCCUCCAUCACUCAGUGUUAGAGAGGAGAUCCUCCAUCACUCAGUGUUAGAGAGGAGAUCCUCCAUCACUCAGUGUUGAAGAAGAGAUCUUGAUAGCAUUCAGGAUGGUAUGUAUGAUGGUGGCCCUCCCUCAGUCAGUGUUUUCUGCCCUGAGCCUCAGUCUCUGCUGGGAUGGUGUUCAGUAUAUUAGAGGCCUGAUAUUGUUGCACAGAUGAAUCUGGGAGGAAACGGCUGCAGUGCUGGAAGCUUUCCAGGAUCAGGUUUCAUAAUGGAUUUCCUGAUGCCAUAAACUCACAUCAACACUCUAAUGUUUUCCCAUCAGGCCGCAUUCAUUCAUUUAUCCUGAUGUCCAAGCAGACAAACACACUCAUCACAGCAGCAGAAACUGCUUCCUGCUCUGUGUUCAUCCAUGCUGUUGUCAGCUGGACAGAUAUCCAGUUAAAAACCAAUUUGUCAGAGAAAAACCAUCACCAAGAUUUUUUUUUUACCUGAAUCUUUAAGUGAAAAUCCUCAGUAUGAAAUGUUUUCUGUUUUCCUCUCUCAGGUGGGCUGGUGAUGGGAACAGGCAUUGAGUCCUCCUCUCAUAUUUACGGGCUGUUUCAGCACAUCUGUGUGGCCUACGAGCUGGUUCUUGCUGAUGGGAGCUUAGUGCGCUGCUCUGAGGUCAGUAAAGUUUCUGAGGCAACCUAUCCAACCAGAGACCUCCACCCUUACCUCCAUCCAAACUCUAAUUCCAUACCCAAACCUCCUCUGACUCUGACUGAAUACACUGUUUUUCUACUCUCUGCUCCAUCAGAUCUUGACUUCAUGCUCCAUCUCGUAUUUGUACAGCUCUCUGCUGGUAUCUGACAGAUUCUGUGUCUCUGACCUCAGCUUUUCUUUCUUUUGAUCUUUCUCCUGACUUAUCUCCUGAUCUUUCUCCUGACCUUUCUGCUGACUUUUCUCUGUUCAUUUGUUUCCUUUUCUGUCAAACACUUAGCAACUGAUGACAGAUUAACGGGACUUCUUUCCGUGGAUUGUUAUGCUAACAGUCAGCUUUCCGCAGCCUGUGAUUGAAGCUGUAUCCAUAGCAACAGCUGCUGUUGAAGAAUAGCUGUCUGUUGAUAGGGAGUAUUCACCAAUCAGAGGUGUGUCAAAGAAAGUAAAAUGACUUCCUUCUCUCAUCAGCUGUCCCUGAUAACUGGAGGAGUUUCUUACCAGAAUAACAAGAGUGCAAUAUUUUAUUUUGGUUUUAAGCUCCCUUGGUUUUUACAGUAAAAUGUUGUGUUUCAUGGAGGAUGCUGAAGGUCUUGUUGACAAUUAUUUAUAAAAAGAACACUAACUACAGCCUGACCUUGCAGACUAUGAAGGCUCCAACCUUCAUACAUUUGUUUGUAAACAUAAGAUGAAUUGCUCUGUCUCACAGGAGGAAAACUCUGACCUGUUCCACGCUGUCCCGUGGUCCUGUGGAACUCUGGGGUUCCUGGUGGCAGCUGAGAUUAAAAUCGUCCCAGCUAAAUCCUGGGUGAAGCUGCGCUAUGAGCCGGUUCAAGGACUGGAGAACAUCUGCAAACGCUUCACUGAGGCAUCACAGAACAAGCAAAACAUGUUUGUUGAAGGUCUUCAGUACAGUCUGGACUCUGCAGUCAUCAUGACUGGAACCAUGACGGACCACGCAGAGCCUGACAAGGUAAGAGGGGGAAGUAAAAGGGUGAUGUCUCCUGUUGGUGAGUAAGUAUCACUCCAGCAUAGAAUUCAGGAAUAAAUGUUUGCUAAACACCACUCAAACAGCAGAAAUAAAUGGCAAUCAUAUGCCUGAGGCCUGAAGGAAAGAGCAGAACGUGAAAGUUACAUUUCUAAAAUACAGUUUCUAAUGUAAAAGUUUUGUAAUGUAUGGGUUUCCUAUAUACAGUCUCUAAUGUAAAGGUCUCUAAGGUACAGUUUCUAAAAUGAAGGUUUUAUAAUAUAAUGUACAUGUUUAUGUACAGUUUCUAUUGUAAAGGUUUUAGUUUACAGUUUCUAAUGGAAAGGUUCCGCAUAUACAGUUUCUAAUGUAAAGGAUUUUAGAAUAAAGUUCCUUAUAUACAAUUAAUUUACAGUUUCUUAUAUAAAGUUUCCAGAUGUAAAGGUGUCUAAUACAUGUUUUUUAAUGUAAAGAUAAAGCGUUAUUGCCCCUGGGGAGAAUUUGGCUGACACAGUCAUUGGUAUACAGAGUAAACAACAAAGAUGAGAGAACACAGCCCCAGUGUGAGUUUUGUAGCAUCCAUUUCUUAUUUGUGUUAACAAACUGUCGUAUGUCAGUAAGAAAUAUAAAUCCAUUUAAUGAGUACAAGAUUGACUUCCAUACUGCCCAACUUAUAGAUCUGCUCUGAUGGUAGAGAGGUGAAGGCAGAUAGGAAAUAUGCGGUUGGUAAUACAAAGAUUUUUAAUGAACACUUUCUGAAGUGAAGUGAAUCUGACGGUUUUUAAGUUUGAGGAAAGGUGUAGAAUUUCAAAGUUAGUGGUAUGUAACGGUUUCUGAUGGUUAUGUAGAGGUUAUGUAGAAGUUUUUAAUGUAAAGAAAAGAAAAGAAAAUUGUUGUUGUGAAAUGAAGUAAAAAAAAAAAAAAUUUUUUUUGUUGAAAUUAAUACAUCUUUUAAAUUAAGAUUUUAUGAUAAUUAUUGUUAUUUUAUUAUUACUGUGAAGUACAGUAAAUGUAUUUGUUAUUGAUAUCUGUUGUCCAAUCAGAUCAACAGGAUCGGCCUGCACUUUAAACCCUGGUUCUUCAAACAUGUGGAGACUUACCUGACAGGUAACUGCACUGGAGUGGAAUACAUCCCCCUGAGACAUUACUACCACCGACACACACGCAGCAUCUUCUGGGAGCUCCAGGUACAUACGCACACACACACACACACACACAUCAUUUUAGCCAUUAGUGAGGAGGCUCAGUUUCCUCUGUAUGGUGCAGCAGUAAAUGGUGUCAUGAAUAAUGAAUGAUCUUGGUUUGACAAAAGUCUGCAGAGCCUCCCAGUGCAGCGCUCUGCACAGGGAGGCUGCAGGCUUUUAUUCUUUAGCCAAGCAAACAGAAAACAUGAUAGAGAAAGAGAGAGGGAGGAAAAGACAGUCAAAAAGAGACAGAGAGAGGCCACUGUUGCGUUGGCCAUGAUCAUUGUGGUUUGUGCUGCCCUCUAGUGGAUUGUUAGAGAAUCAUUCAUGUGCUAAAACUGAUUUUUAAAGGUGCAAUAAGUAGUUCUGACAUCUAGCAUUUAAAAUGAGUGCUGUAGUCCGCAUUCAAAACAUUGGCGAGAGAUGAAUGAUGUAUCCAAUGUGAAGCACUUUGAGGGUCUCUGAUGAAGUGCUAUAUGAAAUCUGAUGCAUUAUUAUUACAUUUGAACACAUCAUGAAAACGUAUUAUUUACUUUAGCCUAUUUCUCCUUUUACUGACCCCAACUUCAGUGCCUUACAAUAUAAUCAGUCACCUUGUUAGUUAGCUAACAAGGUGCUAGUCAGCUAAUUAGCAAAGCUAGCUAGCUAACUAGCUUUUAUCCUGCCGAUUUCAAGCUGAGCUGUUACCUCUCUCACUUUUUCAAAAGCAUCUCCAAUAGUUCUCCUUGUUUUGUUAUAUUUCUCGUCAAUGGAGCCCUUUAGAGGCUCAAACAACUGCUGGUUUGCCCUGAUAACUUGUCUCAUCCUGGGCACCUUAAACAGUGGGGGGGCCUUGAAACCACAGGCCAAAACAAAAAUGCAUCUCUCCUGAAUGGAGGAAGGUAUGCUGGCUGCUGUAUUAUCAGAGAAGCCAGUAUUUCAUCAUAGCAUAUUUCAGUAAUGCCUGGUGAUUUAUUAAUGUGGUUUUAUUAUGAACUUAAUUAAAUAUUCUAAAUAUUGCACCUUUAACCGCAUGAGAAAAUUACACAAAAUAAAAGAAAGGAUGAAAAAGAUGGAUGUAUGAUUGAUGAAUGAAUGGAUGGAUGGGUGGAUAAGGUAAACUCUUUUUUGUGUUAUUAUGUGUCACUAUGUGUAAAAUACUCAGUUUUUUAUCUUUUGCUUCCUGAAGGACAUCAUCCCCUUCGGAAACAACCUGGUGUUUCGUUAUCUGUUUGGCUGGAUGGUUCCUCCUAAAAUCUCUCUGCUUAAGCUGACGCAGGGCGAGACCAUCAGACGCCUUUACGAACAGCAUCAUGUGGUACAGGACAUGUUGGUUCCCAUGAAGGACCUGCAGGCUGCCAUAACACGCUUCCACCUGGACAUUCAGGUAAGCUUUGUGCUGACAAACACCUGAUAAUCAUCACAGCACGUUCACCUCAGUCAUGUGUGGUGUGGUUCUGUCUCAGGUGUACCCCCUGUGGCUGUGUCCCUUCUUGCUCCCCCCCGGCAGAGGAAUGGUCCAUCCUAAAGGAGAGGAGGAGGAGCUGUACGUGGACAUCGGGGCGUACGGCGAGCCUAAAGUCAAACACUUUGAAUGUAAGGCGUCGACGCGUCAGCUGGAGAAGUUUGUCCGAGAUGUUCACGGGUCAGUCUGAAAAUUCUGUUAAUAUUUAUUCAACCUUAUAUGUUAAAUACAAGAUAUUUCAGUUUCUUUUAAAAAGGUUAUUUUUCUUUUUGUAAUUUCUUCUCUCCUUAUUGAAAUUAUUUUAAUAAACUUAAAGAUUGUUUUGACAAUAAGUUGUUUGUUUUAUUAACUUUUAAAUCAUUUGAUGUUUUGUAUUUAACCUCCAAAAGAUAGUGUAAGAUAUUUUAUUUUUACACAAAACAUAAGUUUUUCUGAUAAAUGUUUACUUUGUCUUUUGUGUCUCUUAAGCUUCAGGACAGCUUUGUGCCAAAAAAUAACUUUGAUUAGAAUGUUUUCUUGUUUUCUGUGAAAUGUGGUGGUGAAAUAUAUUUGUUUUUAUUCUAAAAAGUAAUAACAAAGACUUAAAAACCCACUAGACACAUCAUUCAUUAUUCUUUACAUUCAUCUGCAGGUUCCAGAUGCUUUACGCAGACGUCUACAUGGACAGAGAGGAAUUCUGGGAAAUGUUUGAUGGGCGUCUGUAUCACAAACUGAGAGAGGAGCUCAGCUGUAAGGGCGCCUUCCCCGAGGUGUACGACAAAAUUUGUAAAUCUGCACGACACUGACCUUCACCACCAGAGGGUGCUUUCUACAGAGAAAACCAAGUGCCUGGAUGUUUCAACAAAAACAGAAAUAAAGAAAUACUUGGACAUGGAGAUUUGUCUCUGAGCCCUCAGAAACAAAAUCAAUCAUUCCAACAGUCGAAAAGAAAUUACAUUUUGGUAAACAAGACGACUUCAAAUCUGUAAGUGACAGUAAGAGGAGAGCGAUGAGGCCUUAAAAUCACUAAAUCUUUGUUCUCACUUCCUUACCGAGAUGAAAUUACGAUAACCAUGUAUUUUGUGAUUUUAAAUUAGCUUUUCAAAUGAAUGGAUUUAUAUUACAAAGAUUCCCUAAAAGAUUAUAUUUUUGAGUGUGUGAUGGCACAGAUUUUACCCCACUGAAAAUCUAAAUAAUGUGAUUGGUGUAGAAAAGUGUAUGUGAAAAUGUAUGAGAUAUAUUGGAGUUUUUUGUCUGUCUAUAUAGCUUUGAUUUGUAGCCAUAAUAAUAGGUUUUUAUGUAUUUAGGUCAGUAGAUUGGUUUACAAACUGUCUCAUAGAGAUCCAGAGACCAUGUUUUACACGUCUACAGGCACACGGACCAUGGCACCAGGCACCAUGACCAAAGUAACAUGCUGUUGAGGUGUUACAGACACAGCGUAGACUGUCUGUAUGUGGACUGUCCAAACUGGGAUUACAUUUUUCAGUACAUCAAAAGUUUAUAUAAUAAAAGAAGAAGAGACACUGACUGACACCUGCCGGCCAAACAGAACUACACAGUGGCGUGAGAGAGGAAAAUCACACUGGCGCCCUCUCAGCUGUCCUUCAUGUUUUAGUUGAAUAGUUUACUUUCUACACGCCAUGCUCUAUGCUUCAUAUGCAGAGUGUAGAUCUCCACAAAGCAACUAAAGGCUGGAAACAAGUGGAUGAUGUCUCAGUCUGAAAAACUGUAUUUUAAACAUUACUUCCUAACAUGAACUUUUAAAUACUGUUAUUUUUAACCUUAGUUCAUGAAGGUAUAUUAUGUAUUUUAAAGUUUGAAUCAGAUUCUCAUUUUUGGUUUGUUUGUUUUUGAAUUAUUCAGUUAAUAAAAGCCCAAACUUGUCAUGUGGUGUCAUUCCAA